This is a messenger RNA of Monoraphidium neglectum, 870 nucleotides long. RefSeq names its product putative UPF0454 protein C12orf49lags:Precursor. Lineage: Eukaryota; Viridiplantae; Chlorophyta; Chlorophyceae; Sphaeropleales; Selenastraceae. The coding region runs from base 1 to 870 and encodes 289 amino acids. The record is from RefSeq and is a predicted model, not a curated record. The transcript is spliced from 9 exons. Gene Ontology annotation, biological process: positive regulation of SREBP signaling pathway.
AUGGUAGUGCCGAGGGCGCAGCGCGGGCCGGUGCUCGUGCUGCUGCUGCUGCUUGCCGCAGCGCAGGCGGCACAGUCCGAGCACGGCAGGCGCUUGCUGCUGAGGCCUCUGCCGGGAGGCAGCCUGGGGUUGACGUGCCGCAACACGCUCCUUGGGCCCCACGAGUUUACCGAUGACCGCGGCUUGCUGUGCAAGGCGUCGGACCUCAACCACAAAACAGGCUGCUGCCGUACUGGCGCUAAGCACUCCUGCGGCACGUGCGACCUGCGGGACCGCUGCUGCGCGGGCUACGAGUCCUGCGUCUCGUGCUGCCUCGAGCCCGGCCACGGCGCCAAGGAGAGGCUGCCAGAGGUCUUCCGCGUGCCGGGCAAGAAGGCCUCUGGCACGUGGCAAUCCGAGUUUGAGCUGUGCGCCGCCGUCUGCCGCACGCACCGCUACUCGACCGCCCACGAGAACGCUUACAUCUCGCCGCGCCACCACUGCUUCUCCAAGCUCGGGAAGCCGAUGCUGUCACCGCCGCUACCGCCGGGCGCCCUGGCGGGCGUGGCUGUCGCGCUGGGCGCUCCGGGGUCGUCCUGCGACGCCACCUGCGAGCGCCACGGCCGCGCGUGCUCCCCGCGCCACUUGGCCCUGCUGGACAGCUGCGACCGGCUGCGGGAGAGCGCGGCCUGCGAGGCGGGCUGCGUGGAGGAGCCCCGGAUGCGUGCCUGGCAUCUUUGGCUGCUGCUUGCGGCGGCCGUGGCGCAUGCGGCGCCAGAUUUCCCCGAGGGCACAGAGCUGGUGUGCGGCUGCACGCUCGACCUGAAGCAAUGCGACGCCGUGUGGCGGUGGAUGGGCGGCGUCAAGAGCCUGAUCCCCGCGCCAAGUUGA